Molecule: messenger RNA, 315 nt
Organism: Rangifer tarandus platyrhynchus (Svalbard reindeer)
Lineage: Eukaryota; Metazoa; Chordata; Mammalia; Artiodactyla; Cervidae
Source: the annotation of a GenBank genome assembly
AUGCUCGGCAUCUUGGGGAACCGCAUGCCUGGGAAGCCGAGAACGAGGCGGGGGGCAGGCUGGCAGGAGGCGAGGUCAGGACAUCAUACAGGACGGUACCACACCACGGUGCUGAGGACCCGGAGCCGAAAGGACACCCCCAACCUCGCCGAACCCCCGCAAGAUGCGCUGCUGUUCUUUACUGGACAUGUUCAGCUGAGCCUCGGCCUACUCCCGGGACCAGGAGCUCCGCAAAAUAGCCCUACCCCGUUUUUCCAGUACACGACCGACACCCUUCUGCGAAAGAACAACUGUGUUCUGAUCCACUGCUGCUAG